Molecule: messenger RNA, 9315 nt
Organism: Knipowitschia caucasica
Lineage: Eukaryota; Metazoa; Chordata; Actinopteri; Gobiiformes; Gobiidae
Source: the annotation of a GenBank genome assembly
AUGUCUCUCCCCUGCUCAUCCUCCUGUCUCUCCCUGCUCAUCCUGUCUCUCCCUGCUCCUCCUCUGUCUCUCCCUGCUCCUCCUGUCUCUCCCUGCUCAUCCUCCUGUCUCUCCUGCUCCUCCUGUCUCUCCCUGCUCCUCCUGUCCCCCUCUCCUCCUGUCUCUCCCUGUCUCAUCCCCUGUCUCUCCCUGCUCCUCCUGUCUCUCCCUGCUCCUCUGUCUCUCCCCUGCUCUCCUCCUGUCUCUCCCCUGCUCUCCUCCUGUCUCUCCCCUGCUCAUCCUCUCUGUCUCUCCCCUGCUCCUCCUGGUCUCUCCCCUGCUCUCCUCCUGUCUCUCCCUGCUCAUCCUCCUGUCUCUCCCCUGCUCCUCCUCCUGUCUCCCCUGCUCCUCCUGUCUCUCCCUGCAUCCUCCUGUCUCUCCCCUGCUCAUCCUCCUGUCUCUCCCCUGCUCUCCUCCUGUCUCUCCCCUGCUCCUCCUGUCUCUCCCCUGCUCAUCCUCCUGUCUCUCCCUGCUCAUCCUCCUGUCUCUCCCCUGCUCUCCUCCUGUCUCUCCCCUGCUCUCCUGUCCUCCCUGUCUCCUCCUGUCUCUCCCCUGCUCCUCCUGUCUCUCCCCUGCUCAUCCUCCUGUCUCUCCCCUGCUCCUCCUCCUGUCUCUCCCCUGCUCCUCCUCCUGUCUCUCCCCUGCUCAUCCUCCUGUCUCUCCCCUGCUCCAUCCUGCUGUCUCUCCCCUGCUCACCCUCCUGUCUCUCCCCUGCUCAUCCUCCUGUCUCUCCCCUGCUCAUCCUCCUGUCUCUCCCCUGCUCAUCUCCUGUCUCUCCCUGCUCUCCUCCUGUCUCUCCCCUGCUCUCCUCCUGUCUCUCCCUGCUCCUCCUGUCUCUCCCCUGCUCUCCUCCUGUCUCUCCCCUGCUCAUCCUCCUGUCUCUCCCCUGCUCAUCCUCCUGUCUCUCCCCUGCUCUCCUCCUGUCUCUCCCCUGCUCCUCCUCCUGUCUCUCCCCUGCUCCUCCUCCUGUCUCUCCCCUGCUCCUCCUCCUGUCUCUCCCCUGCUCAUCCUCCUGUCUCUCCCCUGGCUCCUCCUGUCUCUCCCCUGCUCUCCUCCUGUCUCUCCCCUGCUCAUCCUCCUGUCUCUCCCCUGCUCAUCUCCUGUCUCUCCCCUGCUCAUCCUCCUGUCUCUCCCCUGCUCAUCCUCCUGUCUCUCCCCUGCUCAUCCUCCUGUCUCUCCCCUGCUCAUCCUCCUGUCUCUCCCCUGCUCAUCCUCCUGUCUCUCCCCUGCUCCUCCUGUCUCUCCCCUGCUCAUCCUCCUGUCUCUCCCUGCUCAUCCUCCUGUCUCUCCCCUGCUCCUCCUGUCUCUCCCCUGCUCAUCCUCCUGUCUCUCCCUGCUCCUCCCCUGUCUCUCCCCUGCUCUCCUCCUGUCUCUCCCCUGCUCCUCUCCUGUCUCUCCCCUGCUCCUCCUCUGUCUCUCCCUGCUCCUCCUGUCUCUCCCCUGCUCCUCCUGUCUCUCCCCUGCUCCUCCUGUCUCUCCCUGCUCAUCCUCCUGUCUCUCCCCUGCUCCCUCCUGUCUCUCCCCUGCUCCUCCUGUCUCUCCCCUGCUCAUCCUCCUGUCUCUCCCCUGCUCCUCCUGUCUCUCCCCUGCUCCUCCUGUCUCUCCCCUGCUCAUCCUGUCCUCCUGCUCUCCUCUCUCCCUGCUCUCCUCCUGUCUCUCCCCUGCUCCUCCUGUCUCUCCCCUGCUCCUCUCCUGUCUCUCCCCUGCUCUCCUCCUGUCUCUCCCCUGCUCCUCCUCCUGUCUCUCCCCUGCUCCUCCUGUCUCUCCCUGCUCUCCUCCUGUCUCUCCCCUGCUCAUCCUCCUGUCUCUCCCCUGCUCAUCCUCCUGUCUGCUCCUCCUGCUCUCCUCCUGUCUCUCCCCUGCUCCUCCUGUCUCUCCCCUGCUCUCCUCCUGUCUCUCCCCUGUCUCCUCCUGUCUCUCCCCUGCUCCCUCCUGUCUCUCCCCUGCUCCUCCUGUUCUCUCCCCUGCUCCUCCUCCUGUCUCUCCCCUGCUCCUCCUGUCUCUCCCCUGCUCUCCUCCUGUCUCUCCCCUGCUCCUCCUGUCUCUCCCCUGCUCCUCCCUGUCUCUCCCCUGCUCCUCCUGUCUCUCCCCUGCUCAUCCUCCUGUCUCUCCCCUGCUCAUCCUCCUGUCUCUCCCCUGCUCCUCCUGUCUCUCCCCUGCUCCUCCUGUCUCUCCCCUGCUCCUCCCUGUCUCUCCCUGCUCCUCCUGUCUCUCCCCUGCUCCUCCUCUGUCUCUCCCCCUCCUCCUCCUGUCUCUCCCCUGCUCUCCUCCUGUCUCUCCCCUGCUCCUCCUGUCUCUCCCCUGCUCAUCCUCCUGUCUCUCCCCUGCUCCUCCUCCUGUCUCUCCCCUGCUCCUCCUGUCUCUCCCCUGCUCCUCCUGUCUCUCCCCUGCUCAUCCUCCUGUCUCUCCCCUGCUCCUCCUCCUGUCUCUCCCCUGCUCCUCUCCUGUCUCUCCCCUGCUCCUCCUGUCUCUCCCCUGCUCAUCCUCCUGUCUCUCCCCUGCUCCUCCUGUCUCUCCCCUGCUCCUCCUGUCUCUCCCCUGCUCCUCCUCCUGUCUCUCCCCUGCUCCUCCUGUCUCUCCCCUGCUCCUCCUGUCUCUCCCCUGCUCAUCCUCCUGUCUCUCCCCUGCUCAUCCUCCUGUCUCUCCCCUGCUCCUCCUGUCUCUCCCCUGCUCCUCCUGUCUCUCCCCUGCUCAUCCUCCUGUCUCUCCCCUGCUCAUCCUCCUGUCUCUCCCCUGCUCCUCCUGUCUCUCCCCUGCUCCUCCUGUCUCUCCCCUGCUCAUCCUCCUGUCUCUCCCCUGCUCAUCCUCCUGUCUCUCCCCUGCUCACCCCUCCUCCCUGUCUCUCCCCUGCUCCUCCUGUCUCUCCCCUGCUCUCCUCCUGUCUCUCCCCUGCUCAUCCCUCCUGUCUCUCCCCUGCUCCUCCUCCUGUCUCUCCCCUGCUCCUCCUGUCUCUCCCCUGCUCCUCCUGUCUCUCCCCUGCUCAUCCUCCUGUCUCUCCCCUGCUCUCCUCCUGUCUCUCCCCUGCUCCUCCUGUCUCUCCCCUGCUCAUCCUCCUGUCUCUCCCCUGCUCAUCCUCCUGUCUCUCCCCUGCUCCUCCUGUCUCUCCCCUGCUCCUCCUCCUGUCUCUCCCCUGCUCAUCCUCCAUCCUCCUGUCUCUCCCCUGCUCCUCCCUGUCUCUCCCCUGCUCAUCCUCCUGUCUCUCCCCUGCUCAUCCUCCUGUCUCUCCCCUGCUCCCCUGUCUCUCCCCUGCUCCUCCUGUCUCUCCCCUGCUCAUCCUCCUGUCUCUCCCCUGCUCAUCCUCCUGUCUCUCCCUCUCUCCUCCUGUCUCUCCCUGCUCUCCUCUGUCUCUCCCCUGCUCAUCCUCCUGUCUCUCCCCUGCUCAUCCUCCUGUCUCUCCCCUGCUCAUCCUCCUGUCUCUCCCCUGCUCCUCCUGUCUCUCCCCUGCUCAUCCUCCUGUCUCUCCCCUGCUCAUCCUGUCUCUCCCCUGCUCAUCCUCCUGUCUCUCUCCCCUGCUCCUCCUCCUGUCUCUCCCCUGCUCCUCCUGUCUCUCCCCUGCUCAUCCUCCUGUCUCUCCCCUGCUCUCCUCCUGUCUCUCCCCUGCUCUCCUCUCCUCUCUCUCCCCUGCUCCUCCUGUCUCUCCCCUGCUCAUCCUCCUGUCUCUCCCCUGCUCCUCCUCCUGUCUCUCCCCUGCUCCUCCUGUCUCUCCCCUGCUCAUCCUCCUGUCUCUCCCCUGCUCAUCCUCCUGUCUCUCCCCUGCUCCUCCUGUCUCUCCCCUGCUCAUCCUCCUGUCUCUCCCCUGCUCAUCCUCCUGUCUCUCCCCUGCUCCUCCUCCUGUCUCUCCCCUGCUCCUCCUGUCUCUCCCCUAUCCUCCUGUCUCUCCCCUGCUCCUCCUGUCUCUCCCCUGCUCCUCCUGUCUCUCCCCUGCUCAUCCUCCUGUCUCUCCCUGCUCCUCCUGUCUCUCCCCUGCUCCUCCUCCUGUCUCUCCCCUGCUCAUCCUCCUGUCUCUCCCCUGCUCAUCCUCCUGUCUCUCCCCUGCUCCUCCUCCUGUCUCUCCCCUGCUCCUCCUGUCUCUCCCUGCUCCUCCUGUCUCUCCCCUGCUCCUCCUGUCUCUCCCCUGCUCAUCCUCCUGUCUCUCCCCUGCUCCUCCUGUCUCUCCCCUGGUCCUCCUCCUGUCUCUCCCCUGCUCCUCCUGUCUCUCCCCUGCUCCUCCUGUCUCUCCCCUGCUCCUCCUGUCUCUCCCCUGCUCCUCCUCCUGUCUCUCCCCUGCUCAUCCUCCUGUCUCUCCCCUGCUCCUCCUCCUGUCUCUCCCCUGCUCCUCCUCCUGUCUCUCCCUUGCUCCUCCUCCUGUCUCUCCCCUGCUCAUCCUCCUGUCUCUCCCCUGCUCAUCCUCCUGUCUCUCCCCUGCUCCUCCUCCUGUCUCUCCCCUGCUCUCCUCCUGUCUCUCCCCUGCUCCUCCUGUCUCUCCCCUGCUCCUCCUGUCUCUCCCCUGCUCCUCCUGUCUCUCCCCUGCUCCUCCUGUCUCUCCCCUGCUCCUCCUCCUGUCUCUCCCCUGCUCCUCCUCCUGUCUCUCCCCUGCUCCUCCUGUCUCUCCCCUGCUCCUCCUGUCUCUCCCCUGCUCAUCCUCCUGUCUCUCCCCUGCUCCUCCUGUCUCUCCCCUGCUCAUCCUCCUGUCUCUCCCCUGCUCCUCCUGUCUCUCCCCUGCUCAUCCUCCUGUCUCUCCCCUGCUCCUCCUCCUGUCUCUCCCCUGCUCCUCCUGUCUCUCCCCUGCUCAUCCUCCUGUCUCUGCCCUGCUCCUCCUGUCUCUCCCCUGCUCCUCCUGUCUCUCCCCUGCUCCUCCUGUCUCUCCCCUGCUCCUCCUGUCUCUCCCCUGCUCAUCCUCCUGUCUCUCCCCUGCUCCUCCUGUCUCUCCCCUGCUCCUCCUGUCUCUCCCCUGCUCCUCCUCCUGUCUCUCCCCUGCUCCUCCUGUCUCUCCCCUGCUCAUCCUCCUGUCUCUCCCCUGCUCCUCCUGUCUCUCCCCUGCUCAUCCUCCUGUCUCUCCCCUGCUCCUCCUGUCUCUCCCCUGCUCCUCCUGUCUCUCCCCUGCUCCUCCUGUCUCUCCACUGCUCAUCCUCCUGUCUCUCCCCUGCUCCUCCUGUCUCUCCCCUGCUCUCCUCCUGUCUCUCCCCUGCUCCUCCUGUCUCUCCCCCUGCUCCUCCUGUCUCUCCCCUGCUCUCCUCCUGUCUCUCCCCUGCUCAUCCUCCUGUCUCUCCCCUGCUCCUCCUGUCUCUCCCCUGCUCACCGCUCCUGUCUCUCCCCUGCUCAUCCUCCUGUCUCUCCCCUGCUCUCCUCCUGUCUCUCCCCUGCUCAUCCUCCUGUCUCUCCCCUGCUCAUCCUCCUGUCUCUCCCCUGCUCCUCCUGUCUCUCCCCUGCUCAUCCUCCUGUCUCUCCCCUGCUCAUCCUCCUGUCUCUCCCCUGCUCCUCCUGUCUCUCCCCUGCUCCUCCUGUCUCUCCCUGCUCAUCCUCCUGUGUCUCCCCUGCUCAUCCUCCUGUCUCUCCCCUGCUCCUCCUGUCUCUCCCCUGCUCUCCUCCUGUCUCUCCCCUGCUCAUCCUCCUGUCUCUCCCCUGCUCAUCCUCCUGUCUCUCCCCUGCUCCUCCUGUCUCUCCCCUGCUCUCCUCCUGUCUCUCCCCUGCUCAUCCUCCUGUCUCUCCCCUGCUCAUCCUCCUGUCUCUCCCCUGCUCCUCCUCCUGUCUCUCCCCUGCUCCUCCUGUCUCUCCCCUCUCCUCUGUCCUCCUGUCUCUCCCCUGCUCCUCCUGUCUCUCCCCUGCUCCUCCUGUCUCUCCCCUGCUCACCCUCCUGUCUCUCCCCUGCUCCUCCUGUCUCUCCCCUGCUCAUCCUCCUGUCUCUCCCCUGCUCCUCCCUGUCUCUCCCCUGCUCCUCCUGUCUCUCCCCUGCUCCUCCUGUCUCUCCCCUGCUCCUCCUGUCUCUCCCCUGCUCAUCCUCCUGUCUCUCCCCUGCUCCUCCUCCUGUCUCUCCCCUGCUCAUCCUGGCAACAGACGUCAGCUAUCACUGCAGACGUCAGGUAUCACUGCAGACGUCAGGUAUCACUGCAGACAUCAGGUAUCACUGCAGACGUCAAGUAUCACUGCAGACAUCAGGUAUCACUGCAGACGUCAGGUAUCACUGCAGACGUCAGGUAUCACUGCAGACAUCAGGUAUCACUGCAGACGUCAAGUAUCACUGCAGACGUCAGGUAUCACUGCAGACGUCAGCCUUCAAUGCAGACGUCAGGUAUCACUGCAGACGUCAAGUAUCACUGUAGACGUCAGGUAUCACUGCAGACAUCAGGUAUCACUGCAGACGUCAAGUAUCACUGCAGACGUCAAGUAUCACUGCAGACGUCAAGUAUCACUGCAGACGUCAGGUAUCACUGCAGACAUCAGGUAUCACUGCAGACGUCAAGUAUCACUGCAGACAUCAGGUAUCACUGCAGACGUCAGGUAUCACUGCAGACGUCAGGUAUCACUGCAGACGUCAGGUAUCCCUGCAGACGUCAGGUAUCACUGCAGACGUCAGGUAUCACUGCAGACGUCAAGUAUCACUGCAGACGUCAGGUAUCACUGCAGACGUCAGGUAUCGCUGCAGACGUCAGGUAUCACUGCAGACGUCAGGUACUGCAGAUGUCAGGUAUCACUGCAGACAUCAGGUAUCACUGCAGACGUCAGGUAUCACUGCAGACGUCAGGUAUCACUGCAGACGUCAGGUAUCACUGCAGACAUCAGGUAUCACUGCAGACGUCAGGUAUCACUGCAGACAUCAGGUAUCACUGCAGACGUCAGCCUUCACUGCAGACGUCAGGUAUCACUGCAGACGUCAAGUAUCACUGCAGACAUCAGGUAUCACUGCAGACAUCAGGUAUCACUGCAAACGUCAGCCUUCACUGCAGACGUCAGGUAUCACUGCAGACGUCAGCCUUCACUGCAGACGUCAAGUAUCACUGCAGACGUCAAGUAUCACUGCAGACAUCAGGUAUCACUGCAGACAUCAGGUAUCACUGCAGACGUCAGGUAUCACUGCAGACGUCAAGUAUCACUGCAGACAUCAGGUAUCACUGCAGACAUCAGGUAUCACUGCAGACGUCAGGUAUCACUGCAGACGUCAAGUAUCACUGCAGACAUCAGGUAUCACUGCAGACAUCAGGUAUCACUGCAGACGUCAGGUAUCACUGCAGACGUCAAGUAUCACUGCAGACAUCAGGUAUCACUGCAAACGUCAGGUAUCGCUGCAGACGUCAGGUAUCACUGCAGACGUCAGGUAUCACUGCAGACGUCAGGUAUCACUGCAGACGUCAGCCUUCAUUGCAGACGUCAGUAUCACUGCAGACAUCAGGUAUCACUGCAGACGUCAGGUAUCACUACAGACGUCAAGUAUUACUGCAGACAUCAGGUAUCACUGCAGACAUCAGGUAUCACUGCAGACGUCAGGUAUCACUGCAGACGUCAGGUAUCACUGCAGACAUCAGGUAUCACUGCAGACAUCAGGUAUCACUGCAGACGUCAGGUAUCACUGCAGACGUCAGGUAUCACUGCAGACAUCAGGUAUCACUGCAGACGUCAAGUAUCACUGCAGACGUCAGGUAUCACUGCAGACGUCAGCCUUCAAUGCAGACGUCAGGUAUCACUGCAGACGUCAAGUAUCACUGUAGACGUCAGGUAUCACUGCAGACAUCAGGUAUCACUGCAGACGUCAAGUAUCACUGCAGACGUCAAGUAUCACUGCAGACGUCAAGUAUCACUGCAGACGUCAGGUAUCACUGCAGACAUCAGGUAUCACUGCAGACGUCAAGUAUCACUGCAGACAUCAGGUAUCACUGCAGACGUCAGGUAUCACUGCAGACGUCAGGUAUCACUGCAGACGUCAGGUAUCCCUGCAGACGUCAGGUAUCACUGCAGACGUCAGGUAUCACUGCAGACGUCAAGUAUCACUGCAGACGUCAGGUAUCACUGCAGACGUCAGGUAUCGCUGCAGACGUCAGGUAUCACUGCAGACGUCAGGUACUGCAGAUGUCAGGUAUCACUGCAGACAUCAGGUAUCACUGCAGACGUCAGGUAUCACUGCAGACGUCAGGUAUCACUGCAGACGUCAGGUAUCACUGCAGACAUCAGGUAUCACUGCAGACGUCAGGUAUCACUGCAGACAUCAGGUAUCACUGCAGACGUCAGCCUUCACUGCAGACGUCAGGUAUCACUGCAGACGUCAAGUAUCACUGCAGACAUCAGGUAUCACUGCAGACAUCAGGUAUCACUGCAAACGUCAGCCUUCACUGCAGACGUCAGGUAUCACUGCAGACGUCAGCCUUCACUGCAGACGUCAAGUAUCACUGCAGACGUCAAGUAUCACUGCAGACAUCAGGUAUCACUGCAGACAUCAGGUAUCACUGCAGACGUCAGGUAUCACUGCAGACGUCAAGUAUCACUGCAGACAUCAGGUAUCACUGCAGACAUCAGGUAUCACUGCAGACGUCAGGUAUCACUGCAGACGUCAAGUAUCACUGCAGACAUCAGGUAUCACUGCAGACAUCAGGUAUCACUGCAGACGUCAGGUAUCACUGCAGACGUCAAGUAUCACUGCAGACAUCAGGUAUCACUGCAAACGUCAGGUAUCGCUGCAGACGUCAGGUAUCACUGCAGACGUCAGGUAUCACUGCAGACGUCAGGUAUCACUGCAGACGUCAGCCUUCAUUGCAGACGUCAGUAUCACUGCAGACAUCAGGUAUCACUGCAGACGUCAGGUAUCACUGCAGACGUCAAGUAUUACUGCAGACAUCAGGUGUCACUGCAGACAUCAGGUAUCACUGCAGACGUCAGGUAUCACUGCAGACGUCAGGUAUCACUGCAGACAUCAGGUAUCACUGCAGACAUCAGGUAUCACUGCAGACAUCAGGUAUCACUGCAGACGUCAAGUAUUACUGCAGACAUCAGGUAUCACUGCAGACAUCAGGUAUCACUGCAGACGUCAGGUGCGCGCGCUCGUACUCCCCUCCCAUUACCCCGCUAAUGCCGCUUCAUCCAUCGCGUCUCUUCUUUCUCGAACUGAUCGCUACAUUUGCACACAGCACGCAGACCCGCAUCUCCUUCCCUCUGCUCACUUUCGACGUGCCUUAUCAUAAAUCUCAUAGGCUAAUGGGACAGCUGACCCUUCUUGGCUCGAAAAGCGCACUCAGCACUUCGCCACCAACCUCCUCGUUGCAGAAUGAGCCGGAGCAGUGUAUCGCAAACAAUGGACUUAUUCUAAUGUAA